AAUGAAACACAUAAUAGGAUAAUGAAGAUCGUAUCUCCUAUUGUAUCCUUCUAUUAAUCUAUAUUCUAUUAUAUGCAUUUCUGGUUAUUUCACACAAUCAAUUGAUAUCCCUUUGUAUAUAUAUAAACAUAUACACUUUUGUUCUUAUCAUUAUAUGAAGUAGUUUUUGGUUUUGAUAUCAUAGAAGACAAGCACUAUGUCUGUGAUCAAAACAAACUUUUGUUAUACGUCCUUUUUCACGCUCACAGUUUUUACAAUAAUCUUCAAUUCUACGAUUGUGUCACCCAUCGCAUGUCAAGAUACUAGAUGUUCCAUACAUCUCAAAGAUAAUAAAGAUGUUAAGCCUUUUGAGGAAAUUGGACAAGGGAUGGUGUCUGAAAGCAAAUCAGAGGGGAAUGAGGUUUCGUCAAUGAGGUUUUUUAGAUUGAUUGGAUCACACCCUCCGAAUUGCAAAGGCAAAUGUGGUACAUGUACUCCAUGUACACUUACCCGCGAGCAAUUACCUCCAUCAGAUGUCACAGAUCCCGCUCCAGAGAGAUGGAUGUGCAAAUGUGGAAACAAGUUAUAUGAUCCAUAUGGAAAAAUAUAAUAUCUAGUAAUCUCUAUGUUUAAUGUAUUUCAUGUCAUCUUAAAAUAAAUAGUGGAAUAUAUGUUACGUUCAAAUAAUAUUAAAUAUUUUAUCGCAGA
Messenger RNA from Medicago truncatula (barrel medic), 687 nucleotides. Its product is annotated as EPIDERMAL PATTERNING FACTOR-like protein 4. Lineage: Eukaryota; Viridiplantae; Streptophyta; Magnoliopsida; Fabales; Fabaceae. The coding region runs from base 197 to 589 and encodes 130 amino acids. The transcript has 3 exons. The record is from RefSeq and is a predicted model, not a curated record. Gene Ontology annotation, biological process: guard cell differentiation; stomatal complex development.